Molecule: messenger RNA, 8423 nt
Organism: Bubalus bubalis (water buffalo)
Lineage: Eukaryota; Metazoa; Chordata; Mammalia; Artiodactyla; Bovidae
Product: ankyrin-1
Exons: 43
Coding region: 1500-7268 (1922 amino acids)
Biological process (GO): signal transduction
Molecular function (GO): protein binding
Source: RefSeq, a predicted model, not a curated record
ACUUGCCAAUGCAGGAGACCCAAGAAAUGUAAGUUCAGUCCUUGGGUCAGGAAGAUCCCCUGGAGGAGGAAAUGGUAACCCACUCCAGUAUUCUUGCCUGGGGAAUCCCAAGGACAGAGAAGCCUGCAAAGAGAAGGACUAGAGGUGGCAGAGUAGGACACGAAUAAAGUGACUUAGCACAAAAGCUCGCAGGGUAUUGAGGGCACUCAUCUCAAGACCCAUAACAUCAUUAUAUCCACAAAGACACUUUCCAAAGAGGACGCAUGCUGGGGUUCCAGGGGGUGGGAUACAGGCAUAUCUUGGGCACCACCCUUCAGCCCACAACAGCACGUUCUCAGAUGAGGGGAGCAUGAAACAGGGAGACUGAGCACCCCAGGAUGGAUCUCCUGGAGGAAUGGCAUAACCCCCCAAACCUAGACACUCCCCUUCACUCGUGGCCUGUCAUAUGACGGCCCUCACCUGUUAAACUCACCCUGAGUGCCCACCACGUGCAAGCCCUGUGCUCAGCACUCGCGCUGAUGUAAUCAUUAUAAUCACAUAUAAUCUGUAAUAUUUCCAUUCAGUUUCACAGCCAGGGUAUGGGACAAGCCUUGCCCUCCUCUUACAGAUAAGAACACAGGCGUGGAGGUACCUGCGGACCGUCGGACCCCUCUAGACACAAGGGAGCUACUCGGAGCCCCCUGCACUUGUCUGCCACGCUAGACCUUAUGUCUAGCACCUCCUUUCCCGCUCUCUCACCCCCUCUCCCUUUCUGGCUGUCAUUCAUCCCUAACACAAGCCGGUGUCCUGGGCAGGGCCUGCUUGCGUCUGUAGGGGGCUAAGCCUCAGCCUACGGACCCUAAGGGCUUUACUCUCGUUCUGGAGGACUGGCGAGGGGCACCUGCCAAGUCAAGGGGCAGGGCCAGGCUGUCGGUGCACCUCUUCCCCACUCUGUGACCCUGCACAAGUCACUUGGGCUCUCUGGGCCUCAGUUCCCGCAUCUGUGAAAUGGGGAUGGCAGGAGUACUUACCUCCUGGGGAUGUCUUUAAUGGCUAAAUGCAUCUCUCUCCCCCACCCCGCCCCGCCACCACCCCGUGUAAAUGGAUAUUAUAGCCAAGUGCCAAUAAUGCUUUUCGGCAUGUAGUAAGUGCUGUGUGCUGUUUACGUGAAAACAAACCCCGCAAAACAGCACCAAAGUGCUUGUGUUUGGUUCCCGUGGCGCCUCUGCUUCAUCUCAAUGGGUGGGGCCGGGUGGUGGGGGCCGGGCUCCUGAGUGGGAAGGUGGAGUCCGUGGAGGCCUCAAGGCAGGGAGAUGCUAGGCCUGCUGAGACGUCUCCUGGGUGGAACGGAACCCUCUAGAAGGAGGCCCCUCCUGGGUCCCAGCCGAGAUCACUUGCUUAUAAAUACUCCAGAAGGAAGGCAGGCCGUGCUCUGAAGGCCUCCCCACCCUCAAGCCAAGAGCCGUCUGUCCUGGGGGGCUCCGGACCCAUGCACGCCUAGGGACCAUGGUGGGCACUUAAUGGGAUGGGGUAGUGGCUGCCACUGGGACCUUGGUUCUGUUCGCAGCCCUGGGCUCGAGCGGCCUGUGAACCCCUCAGCACGCAGACCCACUCACAGCUGUUCUCUGUCCUCACAGGCCGAUGCUGCUACCAGCUUUCUGAGGGCAGCCAGAUCAGGUAACUUGGACAAAGCUUUGGAUCACCUGCGGAAUGGGGUAGACAUUAACACCUGCAACCAGAAUGGGUUGAACGGCUUACAUCUGGCCUCUAAAGAAGGCCACGUGAAGAUGGUGGUUGAACUUCUGCACAAAGAGAUCAUCCUGGAAACCACAACCAAGAAGGGGAACACGGCGCUGCACAUCGCGGCCCUGGCGGGUCAGGACGAGGUGGUCCGGGAGCUUGUCAACUAUGGCGCCAACGUCAACGCCCAGUCGCAGAAAGGCUUUACUCCCCUGUACAUGGCAGCACAAGAGAAUCACUUGGAGGUGGUUAAAUUUUUGCUGGAAAACGGAGCUAAUCAGAAUGUAGCCACGGAAGACGGCUUCACCCCGCUAGCCGUGGCCCUGCAGCAGGGCCACGAGAACGUAGUGGCACACCUCAUCAACUACGGCACGAAAGGCAAGGUGCGCCUGCCCGCCCUGCACAUCGCGGCUCGCAACGACGACACGCGCACGGCCGCCGUGCUGCUGCAGAACGACCCCAACCCCGACGUGCUUUCCAAGACGGGAUUCACCCCCCUCCACAUCGCAGCUCAUUACGAGAACCUCAACGUAGCCCAGCUGCUCCUCAACCGCGGAGCCAGCGUCAACUUCACGCCCCAGAAUGGCAUCACGCCGCUGCACAUCGCCUCCCGCAGGGGGAACGUGAUCAUGGUGCGGCUCCUGCUGGACCGCGGGGCCCAGAUAGAAACAAGGACCAAGGAUGAAUUGACACCUCUCCACUGUGCAGCUCGGAAUGGGCACCUGCGAAUCUCAGAGAUCCUGCUGGACCACGGGGCACCCAUCCAAGCCAAAACCAAGAAUGGCCUGUCCCCGAUCCAUAUGGCGGCUCAGGGAGACCACCUCGACUGUGUCCGACUCCUAUUGCAAUACAACGCAGAGAUUGACGACAUCACCCUGGAUCAUCUGACCCCUCUCCACGUGGCCGCCCACUGCGGCCACCACAGGGUGGCCAAGGUGCUUCUGGAUAAAGGGGCCAAACCCAACUCCAGAGCCCUGAAUGGCUUUACCCCCUUGCACAUCGCCUGUAAGAAGAACCACAUCCGUGUCAUGGAGCUGCUGCUGAAGAUGGGGGCCUCCAUCGACGCGGUCACCGAGUCCGGCCUGACGCCUCUCCACGUGGCCUCCUUCAUGGGGCACCUGCCCAUCGUGAAGAGCCUGCUGCAGCGGGAAGCAUCACCCAACGUCUCCAACGUGAAAGUGGAGACCCCGCUACACAUGGCAGCCAGAGCAGGGCACACGGAAGUGGCCAAAUAUUUGCUCCAGAACAAAGCCAAAGUCAACGCCAAGGCCAAGGAUGACCAGACCCCACUUCACUGUGCAGCUCGCAUCGGCCACACAAACAUGGUGAAGCUCCUGCUAGAAAAUAACGCCAACCCCAACCUGGCCACCACUGCCGGGCACACCCCUCUGCACAUCGCGGCCCGAGAGGGCCACGUGGAGACGGCGCUGGCCCUUCUGGAAAAGGAGGCCUCCCAGGCGUGCAUGACCAAGAAAGGAUUUACCCCUCUCCAUGUGGCAGCCAAGUACGGGAAGGUGCGCAUGGCAGAGCUGCUGCUGGAGCACGACGCACACCCCAAUGCCGCCGGGAAGAGCGGCCUGACCCCCCUGCACGUGGCCGUGCACCACAACCACCUGGACGUCGUCAGGCUGCUGCUGCCCCGGGGCGGCUCCCCGCACAGCCCCGCCUGGAACGGCUACACACCUCUGCACAUCGCCGCCAAGCAGAACCAGCUGGAGGUGGCCCGCAGUCUGCUGCAGUACGGGGCCUCGGCGAACGCGGAGUCGGUGCAAGGCGUGACCCCCCUCCACCUGGCGGCUCAGGAGGGCCACGCGGAGAUGGUGGCUCUCUUGCUGUCCAAACAGGCCAACGGUAACCUGGGCAACAAGAAUGGACUCACUCCCCUCCAUCUGGUUGCACAAGAAGGCCACGUUCCAGUGGCAGACGUGCUGAUCAAACACGGUGUCACGGUGGACGCCACCACCCGGAUGGGUUACACUCCACUCCAUGUGGCCAGUCAUUAUGGGAACAUCAAGCUGGUGAAGUUUCUGCUACAGCACAAGGCAGACGUCAAUGCCAAGACCAAGCUCGGAUACAGCCCCUUGCAUCAGGCGGCUCAACAGGGCCAUACGGACAUUGUGGCACUGCUUCUCAAACAUGGUGCUUCCCCAAACGAGGCCAGCUCGAAUGGAACCACGCCUCUGGCCAUAGCCAAGCGCUUGGGCUACAUUUCUGUAACAGACGUGCUCAAGGUUGUCACCGACGAAACCACCGUCCAGUUGAUCACGGACAAGCACCGAAUGAGCUUCCCAGAGACGGUGGAUGAGAUUCUGGAUGUCUCUGAAGAUGAAGGAACUGCUCAUAUAACUAUAAUGGGGGAGGAUCUUGUCUCCAGGGCAGAGAGGCCGGAUACCAGGGAUGUAGAUGAAGAGAAAGAGCUGCUGGAUUUCGUGCCAAAGCUGGACCAAGUGGUAGAAUCUCCAGCCAUCCCGCGGAUUCCCUGCGUCAUACCUGAGACAGUGGUGAUCAGAGCCGAUGAGCCAGAUCAGGUGUCCAAAGAGUACGAUGAAGACUCUCUGAUCCCCAGCAGCCCGGCCACAGAGACCUCGGACAACAUCAGCCCUGUGGCCAGCCCGGUGCACACAGGGUUCCUGGUGAGCUUCAUGGUGGAUGCCCGCGGGGGCUCCAUGCGGGGCAGCCGGCACAACGGCCUGAGGGUGGUGGUCCCGCCGCGGACGUGUGCGGCACCCACCCGCAUCACCUGCCGCCUGGUGAAGCCCCAGAAGCUGCCCACGCCACCACCGCUGGCUGAGGAGGAGGGCCUGGCCAGCAGGGUCAUUGCGCUGGGGCCAACGGGGGUCCAGUUUCUGAGCCCUGUCAUCGUGGAGAUCCCCCACUUCGCCUCCCAAGGCCGUGGGGACCGCGAGCUCGUGGUGCUGCGGAGUGAAAAUGGCUCCGUGUGGAAGGAACACAAGAACCGCUACGGAGAGAGCUACCUGGACCAGAUCCUCAACGGGAUGGACGAAGAACUGGGGAGCCUGGAGGAGCUGGAGAAGAAGCGCGUCUGCCGCAUCGUCACCACCGACUUCCCCCUGUACUUCGUCAUCGUGUCGCGGCUCUACCAGGACUAUGACACCAUCGGCCCCGAGGGCGGCUCUCUGACGAGCAAGCUGGUGCCCCUGGUGCAGGCCACCUUCCCUGAGAACGCAGUCACCAAGAGGGUGAAGCUGGCCCUGCAGGCCCAGCCUGUACCCGAUGAGCUGGUCACCAAACUCCUGGGCAACCAGGCCACGUUCAGCCCCAUCGUCACCGUGGAGCCGAGGCGCCGGAAGUUCCACCGCCCCAUUGGCCUCCGCAUCCCGCUGCCCCCAUCCUGGAUGGACAAUCCCCGGGACAGCGGGGAGGGGGACACCACCAGCCUGCGGCUGCUCUGCAGUGUCAUUGGAGGAACUGACCAGGCCCAGUGGGAAGACAUCACAGGGACCACCAAGCUCGUCUAUGCCAACGAGUGUGCCGCCUUCACCACCAACGUCUCUGCCAGGUUCUGGCUGUCGGACUGCCCCCGGACGGCUGAAGCUGUGAACUUUGCCACCCAGCUGUACAAGGAACUGACCGCGGUGCCCUACAUGGCCAAGUUUGUCAUUUUUGCCAAGAUGAAUGACCCCCGGGAAGGGCGUCUGCGAUGCUACUGCAUGACGGAUGACAAGGUGGACAAGACGCUGGAGCAUCACGAGAACUUCGUGGAGGUGGCCCGGAGCAGGGACAUUGAGGUUUUGGAGGGCAUGCCCCUCUUCGCCGAGCUCUCAGGGAACCUGGUGCCCGUCAAGAAGGCCGCUCAGCAACGGAGUUUCCUCUUCCAGUCCUUCCGAGAGAACCGGUUGGCCAUUCCUGUCAAGGUGAGGGACAGCAGUCGGGAGCCUGCAGGGUUCUUGUCCUUCCUGCGCAAGGCGAUGAAGUACGAGGACACGCAGCAUAUCCUCUGUCACCUGAACAUCACCAUGCCGCCCUGCACCAAGGGCAGCGGAGCCGACGAACGAAGGAGGACGCUGACGCCGCUGGCCCUGAGAUACAGCCUUCUCAGCGAGUCCACAGCGGGUUUCCUCAGUGGCACAGACCGGGCCGACAUGAAGAUGAUGCUCAUAUCAGAUCACCUGGGCCUCAGCUGGGCCGAGCUGGCCCGGGAGCUGCAGUUCAGCGUGGACGACAUCAACAGGAUCCGCGUGGAGAACCCCAACUCCUUGCUGGAGCAGAGCCUGGCCUUGCUGAACCUCUGGGUCACCCGUGAAGGCCAAGACGCCAAGAUGGAGAACCUGUACGCCGCCCUGCGGAACAUCGACCGCGGCGAGAUUGUGAACAUGCUGGAGGGCUCGGGCAGGCAGGGCCGCAGCCUCAAGCCCGACCGCCGGCCCGCCGACCGGGACUACUCGUCGUCCCCCUCCCAGAUGAAUGGUUACUCGUCGCUGCAGGACGAGCUGCUGUCCCCUGCCUCCCUGCACUACGCGCUCCCCUCUCCGCUGUGCGCAGACCAGUACUGGAACGAGGUGGCCGUCCUAGACGCCAUCCCCUUGGCGGGCACGGAGCAUGACGCCCUGCUGGAGAUGUCUGACAUGCAGGUGUGGUCCGCGGGCCUCACGCCCUCGCUGGUCACUGCUGAGGACUCCUCUCUGGAGUGCAGCAAGGCCGAGGACUCGGAUGCCACCGGGCACGAGUGGAAGCUGGAGGGGGCGCUCUCCGAGGGACCCCAGGGCCCCACGCUGGGCUCUCUGGACCUCGUGGAGGACGACACGGUGGAUUCAGAUGCCACAAAUGGCCUUAUCGAUUUGCUUGACCAGGAGGAAGGUCAGAGGUCAGAAGAGAAGCUGCCAGGUCAUGAGAGGCAGGAGGACUCCACAGGUGCAGGGCAGGACUCAGAGCGUGAAGUGUCUCUUGUUUCAGGCCAGCAGAGGGUACACGCCCGCGUCUCAGAAACCCCCACCGUGAGUUGGGCGACGGACUUGAGCCAGGACAGGGUGCACGACUGGGAUGCGGAAGGCUCUAUCGUCUCCUACCUGCAAGAGGCUGCACAUGGCUCCUGGCCGGAGGUGGCCCCGCUGGGCCCACACUUACUCCAGAGAACGGUCGGUGGCUCACCGGAGCUCGAGGAGGGCCCGGGGCCUGCGGCUGAGCAGUCCGAGGUCGGCAGGGAGCAGAGACCGCCCGGCCCCCAAGAGUGGACGCAGGAGGCUGGCAGCACCUUCUCCCUCCAGGGGAAUGAGCUUCAGAAUAUUCCAGGGGAGCAGGUGACAGAAGAGCAUUUCACAGAUGAGCAGGGCAACGUCAUCACCAAGAAGAUCGUUCGCAAAGUCGUUCGCCAGAUAGACCCGUCCGGAGCCGAUGACACCCAGGAGCUCGAGGAGGUGAUUUCCAAGGGGCCCCCGGAGGACCCUAGUGAGAUGGAGGCAGACAUUGAUUCCUUUAUGACUCAUGCCAAGGUGGAGCUGAGAGGAAGUGGCCUGCAGCCGGACCUGAUAGAGGGCAGGAAGGGGGCUCAGAUAGUGAAGCGGGCCAGCCUCAAAAGGGGGAAGCAGUGAUCUCCAGCCCCUCUUGUGGAAUGGCCUCUUUGGAGGAUCACACCUCGACACCUAACCCUUGAACUUCACAUACUCUGCCACGCACCCAGGAGGAGAGCUGGCCCGGAGGCCCCGCGCACAUGUCCCUGGAGGCUGACGGCAUGACCUCUGUAAGGGACUUCCUUUAGUCACCUAUUCGCAUGAAUGACUGUAGACGCAUGACCUACAGUCUUCAAUCCUGCCUCUAGCGACGGUGGAUCUCUGCGGGGAAUGUGGACAGAAGCAGCCAGAGGGGGUGUGCAGAGAGAGAGAGGGACGCAAAACGCGCGCAGGAGAGCGCCAAGGCAACAGCAACACAAGGGCUCUUUUGUGGCUGGGAUGAGAUAUUUUUUAAAUCAUUUCAAUUUUGGCUUGUUACAGGGUACUUUUUUUUUUCCCCCCAGCCUCAUUCUGUAGGAAAUCCAUGUGAGCUUCCUGGAAAGGGGCGGGGGGGGGGGAGGGAAUGAGCUUCCUGAAAAGGGAAAAAAAAGAAAACUAGACAUGAAAUCAGUUCCACACCAUUCAUCCCUUGCCCUCAUCCGCCAGCCUUCUGCACCCACACACCUCCAUGCUCCAUGUGUGACCAUCCUUGCCCGUGGACCGAACCUUCCAGAACCUUCCAGAACCUUCCAGAAUGUGCUACACGGCAUCAGGAAACACAUACAUGCCCGCACAUGUACACCUCUCCCCUCUGCUCAGUAUACACACAGAUUUUACUGUGAUGUCCGAGGCUGUAUAGACUCUCCUGUGGAUAAACUGGAUUUUUUUUUAUGUUGUCUCUCUCUCUCUCUCUCUCCUCGCCAGUAUUAAUCAUCUUCCAAUGGAAAAUCAUUACCUUCAGAAUGCAUUCGGGGGUUCCUUGUGUCAGGGACUUAAGAAUCUGAGGCGAGGACCCCCCAGGCUUAGCUGCAGGGCUCCAAGGGAGCCAGCGCCCCAUCCGGAAGGGUCUUUGCUCUCAGCCGGGGGAGGGCCGAUGGCUGUCCCAGGAUUGCACCAGCAUGUUCAAUAGAGAAGAGGUUUUCUAUACCUUCAAGCACUUAUAUCCUAGUCUGUGUUCAAAGUGUAAACUGUACAGUAAUCAAGCCUUGUGUAUAUGAAAAACAAUAAAUACUAUGCAAACCAAUAGAAACACUUUAG